CUUCUCAAGCUGCGACUCCAGAUCCUCUCUCUCUGAAUAAAGAUAGAGCUUUACCCAGACUGCACAUUCCUUCCUCUGUCCCAGAUCUAAUUUUUGAAGAUUUGAAGAGGGAAGUUUUAAAAUCAACAGAUGAAGGGCUUAUAACCGAAACAUUGACCCUCCUGCUCCUCGGAUGCUGCCUGACUCCCCUGUGACUUUCCAGUGCCACAUUUUUCGACUGACUCUCCAGCAUCUCCGGUCCUCACUUUGAUGUCAAUGUCUAACAGUCACUCAGUCCACUGGGGCCAGCAAAGAUUUUCGCCGUGAUUUCUGAGAGAGGAAUCAAAGCUUUUUGGUUCCUGUCUGAGUAUGUUUUCAGCAUCAGUGGGACUGGACGAGAGACCCCACUGUUGCAGCGCACUGUGUGUGGAGCCUGAAACAGUUAUACAGCCUGGGAAGGGGAUUUCACAGCAGGGAGGGGCUCUACACGUGUUUGUGUGCAGUUGAAGCUUUGGCCAUGGAGAAACCUGAGGAAUCCCGCCCUGUGGAGAAACCGUGGAAAUGUGGGGACUGUGGGAAAGGCUUCCGUGUCCCAUCUGCCCUGGAGAUUCAUCGGCGCAGUCACACCGGGGAGAGGCCAUUCCCCUGCACCGACUGUGGGAAGGCCUUCAGAUAUUCCUCCCACCUGCUGGCCCACCAGCGGGACCACACGGGGGAAAGGUCCUUCAGCUGCCCUGAGUGCGGGAAGGCCUUCGUGUUUUUCUCCGCCCUGUUGGCCCAUCGGCGGAUCCACACAGGAGAGAGGCCGUUCAGCUGCCCAGAGUGCGGGAAGGCUUUUACCAACAACUCCAAACUGCGGAUCCACCAGCGGAUCCACACAGGGGAAAGGCCAUUCAGCUGCCCUGAGUGUGGGAAGGCCUUCAGCGAUUCCUCCGCCCUGCUGAUCCACCAGCGGGUCCACAUGGGGCAGAGGCCCUUCAGCUGCUCAGAGUGUGGGAAGGGCUUCAGCACAUCCUCCACCCUGCUGAAGCACCAGCGGGUCCACAGCGAGGAGAGGCCGUACAUCUGCUCUCAGUGCGGGAAGGGCUUCAGUUUUUCCUCCACGCUGCUGACCCACCAGCGUGUCCACACCGGGGAGAGGCCGUUCACCUGCUCUCAGUGCGGGAAGGCCUUUACCCGGUCCUCCACCCUGAUGAGGCACCAGCGUGUCCACACCGGGGAGAGGCCGUUCACCUGCUCUCAGUGCGGGAAGGGCUUCACCUACUCCUGCAACCUGCGGAGCCACCAGCGGGUCCACACCGGGGAGAGGCCCUUCAGCUGCCCUCAGUGCGGGAAGGCCUUCAACAGAUCUUCCUCCCUGCUGAGCCACCAGCGGAUCCACACCGGGGAGAAGCCGUACAUCUGCUCUCAGUGCGGGAAGGGCUUCACCCGCUCCUCACACCUGCAGAGACACCAGCGGGUCCACACCGGGGAGAGACCGUACACCUGCUCUCAGUGUGGGAAGGGUUUCACCAGCCCCUCCCACCUGCGGAGACACCAGCGAGUUCACGUGCCAUCGCAGGGGGAUUGAAGGAGUGACGGCCGAGUCCCAUUAUCGAUUGGAUUAUCAACCCGGUUCCGGGGACUCCCGGGUUUGAAUCCCGCCACGACAGAUGGCAGAAUUGGUAUUCGGUCAGAAAUGUGGAAUUCGGAAUCUAACGAUGAGACCGUUUCAGGGAGGGGGUGGUAGGGGGAGAAAGCCCCCAUCUGAUUCCCUCUCUCCCUUGUUAGGGAAGGGAACCGCCAUUGUGGGAAAGGAUACACUCAAGUCGUUCCAGCUGCAUCCUUUACCUGGUCUGGCCUACACGUGACUCCAGACCCACAACAGUCUGGUUGACUCUACACUGCCCCUUCCUGGUAAAGGAGCGGGGAGAAACUUACUUGGAGACAGGGUAUGGGUUGAAAUUGCUGAGUGAGGCAAUACUUCCUCCGGGUUACGGCUGUACCAAGGAUCCAAUU
Molecule: messenger RNA, 1977 nt
Organism: Hemiscyllium ocellatum (epaulette shark)
Lineage: Eukaryota; Metazoa; Chordata; Chondrichthyes; Orectolobiformes; Hemiscylliidae
Product: zinc finger protein 229-like
Exons: 2
Coding region: 497-1549 (350 amino acids)
Source: RefSeq, a predicted model, not a curated record